Messenger RNA from Aspergillus wentii DTO 134E9, 408 nucleotides. RefSeq names its product HIT family protein. The coding region runs from base 1 to 408 and encodes 135 amino acids. Gene Ontology annotation, molecular function: catalytic activity. The record is from RefSeq and is a predicted model, not a curated record. Gene Ontology annotation, biological process: nucleotide metabolic process. NCBI's taxonomy places the organism in Eukaryota, Fungi, Ascomycota, Eurotiomycetes, Eurotiales, Aspergillaceae. The transcript is spliced from 6 exons.
AUGUCUUCUGCCGCGUGUAUUUUCUGCAAGAUCAUCAAGGGUGAUAUCCCCUCUUUCAAGCUCUUCGAGAGCGAGAAGGUCUUUGCCUUCCUUGAUAUCCAGCCUCUUAGCCGUGGCCAUGCGCUCGUGAUCCCCAAGUUCCACGGUGCAAAGCUUACGGAUAUCCCGGAUGAGGAUCUCACUGAAAUCCUGCCGGUGGCAAAGAAGGUUGCCAAGAUCUCCGGUGCAGAGGACUUCAACAUUCUGCAGAACAACGGCCGCAUCGCUCAUCAGGUCGUCGACCAUGUUCACUUCCACAUGAUCCCCAAGCCUAACGAGACGGAGGGUCUUGGUAUCGGCUGGCCAACUCAGGCCACGGACAUGGACAAGCUCAAGGCCCUGCACGAGGAGCUCAAGUCUAAGAUGUAA